UCGAGGAACGAAAAGGAAAACGGAAUCGACGACGGCUCGCGGUGGAUCGCGAUUGGAAGCGCGAGUGGAGCAGGCCCCAACCGGCGGGGAGCAGUAAAUGGGAUGGAUAUAUACGCGAGUGUGCGUUCCCGAGUACGGUAUUCGGCAGUCGGCGCGCGACGUUCGAACGGAGCGGGUCGCGUUUUUCCGUCCCGUUCCGUUUCAAGUUGUCGCGGUCUCCUUCGAUCGCCAUCGUCACCGUUCGAUCCCGAUCGCCAACGACGGAGCGAGGGCCGCGACGCACGCCCUCCGCACUCUGCGCCCGGAUACGCGAGAAGAAAAUCAAUCGAUAAGAAAUCGUCGUAAAUGUUGGAUCGGUCCGUGUUUUAAGAUGACCGCCUCGGCAUUGCCCCAUUUAUCUUCCUAUCCAUCCUAUCCCAUCGAUUCCGUCUCGCUUCCGUCGUCCACGCCGUCGUGGCCCUCGCGGUCCUCGCGGUUCUGGUCCCGGUCCCGCUCCCGCUCCUGCUCCUCCUGCCAUUCGUCGCGAUCCUCCUUGCCUCGUUCCCCGUUACCAACGCGCAGAAAGAAGAAAUCGAACCGGUGGACGAUCCAUCGUUGCGAUCUGUAUCGUUUGAGAUUACGUCACGCGAUAAAAAACGCGAGGCCCCGAAUUCUCGAAACGUCAAAAUAAGAAUCACAAUUUUGGAGGGAGGGAGGGAGGGGGGUUAGGUUAGGGAAGGAAGAAAGUGAGAAAAACGAAUUGGUUCGUGUUGUUCGUUACGCGUGACGUAAUAUAUAUGUAUGUAUAUAUAUAUAUAUAUAUAUAUACGAAUGUGACGUAAAAAAAAGGAAAAAGAAAGAAGAAAAAAAAGCGAGAGGGGCAUGUCGAUUCCAAGCGUUGGAAGAUAUCGAUCGGGAAAUCAGAGAAACUCGGGAGACGAGACGAGAGGAGAGGAGAAAAGUGAGAUAUAAAUUGAAUCGAAGAGAUAGGGGUGAAAGGUGGAUCGCGAGGUUAAACUCGUGGAUUGAGGAGCCGGCUAUGAGAGGAAAGCUGGCGACUCGUGGUCGACUCGUGACCCGUGACAACGAGGGACAAGAAGAAGAGAAGAGGAAGAAGAAGGCGAAGGCGAAGGCAUCGGUGCGGUCGCUCGAGCGCGAUUCCGGCCGCGCUCGCGUCGCGCCGCUUCCUAUUCGCGGGACGACCAUCCCACGGAUUGGACGGACGGAAGCAGCGGUCUCGAUCGAGGGGACGGCGACUCCUCCGUUGAGCCGGGUGAUCGAGGAUCGGCCGAGGAUAGCCUCGAUCGAGACGGCGCCGGUCGACAAACGUCACCACCACCAUCGCUACCACCAUCGUCAUCGCCACUAUCGUCACCACCACUACCACCACCACCACCACCACCAGCAUCGCCAUCGUCAUCGAAUAUUCGAGAGAGAUUAUCGUUGGAGAAUCGUUGGGCGAGAGAAAUGGACGAACGAAGAGGAGAAGAAUGGAGGAGGAGGAGGAGAUCGGUGCCGGAGCGUGAUCAAGAUCGACGGAUCGUCGAUCUCUCGGUUAUUCGGGAUAGCGACGUUGGUGGCGGUGGCGGUGGCGCUUUUCGUGCCGAUCGCGUCGCCCGUGCCGCUCUCUGGAACCGGUCCUCGCCACGAGGACGACCUCCACCGCUUCACCGGUCUCGAGGACGUCUACGAGGAUGUUUUCCGAGAAGAGGAUCGAGCAACGACGUCGAGGAGCAUUGUCGACGUUCUCGACGAGACCGAGCUCGAUAUUAUCAGAAGGAGCAUAGCGCGUGGUCUUGGCCUCGAGAGGAUACCCGACCCUUCCAAGGCAAACGUCAGUCAAGCCGAAUACGAGAGAGCGCACAGAGAGUACCUGAUGAGAAUACAGUCCUCGUUUUCCAACGAAGCGACGACAUUCGGAAGCGAAAAGAAGCUGCACGUGUUUCCCGCUACAGCGUAUCCUGGAAAUGUAUCGACCGAGACGAGCGAAAGGGAAAAACCUUACCGUCACUGCUUGUUCUUCCCCGUGGAGAAGGAUUUGGAUCGCGCGACUGUCGAUCACGCAACGCUUCGACUGUUACUCCACGGGCCUACGACCGACCAAUAUUAUUCUCAACCUUCCGAAUUGGACGUGUUGCUCUAUCUCGGAGUAUCGUCGUUCCCUCGUCGGUCGAUAAGAUUGAUCGAUCGUACGAGAAUACGAUUGGAGGAUUGGCGAAACUCGAAAUGGCUGGAACUUGACGCUACUCUCGCCGUUUCCUCGUGGAUCGAUGCUCCCCUUUCCAAUCUUGGACUUGAAUUGGAAUUUUUAUUGGACGGAGAAACGGUGACGCGCACCUUUUCCUCCCCGGUUCUUAACGUGUUCACCGCGACUCCUUUCACGUCGACCACCGCUCUCAGACGCAAACGUUCAUCGCCCGAACAAGUGAUGUCCCUUCACAGAAGUCGUAGGACCAAGUGCAAAGGCGAGGGUAAAAAGUGUUGCAGACACGAACUCACCGUCAUGUUUAAAGAUUUGGAAGGUUUCGAGUUUAUCGUUUAUCCGAAAACUUUCGAUGCCGGAUAUUGUAAAGGACGAUGCCCGCCUAGAUACAAUCCGGCUCAUCAUCAUGCUCUUUUACAAAGUCUAUUGUGGAAAGAAGAUAGAAAAAAAGUGCCUAAACCGUGUUGCGCGCCAAGUAAACUCGAUCAAUUGAUGAUCGUUUAUUUGGACGAGAAUAAUUCCACUCGGUUGAAAGUUUCCGAUUGGAAAAACAUUCAAGUACUCGAAUGCGCUUGUUCCUAAAUAUUUCCCUUCUUCCUUUCGUUCUUAUUUUUCGGAGGAAGGGAUCAAACAAAUCGACCGAUGGUAAUUUUUAGCCGUGAAUCAACAACGAAUUUACCAACAACAAACCGAUGGAUAGGAACGAUCGAUCGAACUUAAAAAACCUGCACGAAAGGACCAGAGUUUUCAUAGUCGUAGACGACUCACCAAAGAAUCGUCCGAACGUUGUUCGUUCUUUCCGACAAAUCCAACGUAUUUUUUAUUAACGCAUUGCACCAAUCUUUCUUUUCCCGUUCAGUCCCUUACUGUGCUUCAUAAAUGCGUAUGUAUAUGUGUAUGUAUCUAUUCCGUCGCGAUGUUUACGAACGUAAUCGAUCGAUGAAACAGUUUUUUUAUGAAAAACGAGAACGCGAAAAAAAAUUGGAUCGUAUUACUGUUCAACGGUCGAUUCGAUUCGGCCGAGAUAUCGUCGAAAGCCCCGGUCGUUUGGUCCAGGCUUUUGCAUUGACUGUGAUAUUGAAAAAUGUCUAACCCUUAAUGAUCGAGAAGCUGCGCUUAAAUCACACAUGUUAUAAAAAAAUGUGUUGACUGUUAAGGGCUAAUAUCUCUGCUUAUAGUAAUAGUAUUUCAUAUCUUUACCUUCCUAUCUUCUCUUCUCUAUCUUAUUUUUUUCAGCUAUUUUGUGUAUAUGUGCUGCCCUUCUUUUUUUCUUUUUUUUUUUUUUUUUUUAAUAAAUACUAUAUGCGUAUACAAUGACCAUUACAAUGACAACAGGGAAUUCCUAAUGGGAAAAAGUGCAACGGCGUUUUUGAUCGUGUGGUUAGUAUCGUUUAAACGAAAUAGUUUUAUUCUAUGUAUUAUUUAUUUGAUCAAAUAUUCAACGAUUAUUAAUUCGUACAUGGUUAUCAAAAUAUUAUCGAACGAACUUUCGAGAGAUCGUAUAUAUACAUAUAUAUAUAUAUAUAAUUUUUAAAAAGAUCGAAGGUUCGAUCGAAAUUUCGUAAACAUGACUGACGAUCUUUGCACGUCGAGAAACUUAUUUACGGACUUACAAACGUAAUAGAUAUUCGUCGACUAUUUACUAAUAGAUUCUAAUAAAUCUUGCUUCAAUUUCGAUGUAAAUGUAUACACGUCAAAUACAAUUCUACUGGUCUUGUUAGUAUUAAAUAAUAUAAAUUAGUAUAAAAGUUAGUCCUAUUAUUAUAUUAUAUCGUGAAUAUGCGAAUAUACAUUGUUCGCCGAGUCAAUUUCGAUCGCGCACCAUAAUGGACAUUGUGACCUCGCGUUAUAUAUUCUUUAAUUGACUACUAUCGAUGAUGUAAAAUAAAAUUUUAUUUCUUAUUUAUAUAAUAAUUUAUGACUAUUAUUCGAUUCGAUGAAAUAAUACUCUUUAUUCGAUUUCCAA
Molecule: messenger RNA, 4148 nt
Organism: Apis laboriosa (Himalayan honeybee)
Lineage: Eukaryota; Metazoa; Arthropoda; Insecta; Hymenoptera; Apidae
Gene: mav
Product: bone morphogenetic protein 2
Exons: 3
Coding region: 1019-2764 (581 amino acids)
Biological process (GO): BMP signaling pathway; SMAD protein signal transduction
Cellular component (GO): extracellular region
Molecular function (GO): cytokine activity; growth factor activity
Source: RefSeq, a predicted model, not a curated record